UAGAGGCUCAUUUUUGACCAACUCCGACCCACUUAAAGACUUUUGAACUUUUGGUGGCCAUGGUGCGUGGAGCAAGGAAAGCUAUUGCUGUUGGAGUUGCGGUGGCUGCAGCAUGCUGUCUCCAGCGGCACUUGAAUUUUGUGCCUGGGCCUCGGCAUGCUGCUCCAGUGGCCGCAGCAGCAGCCAGCAUGAUGAUGGCUCCUGCGGCUUUUGCUGAUGAGAUCGGCGAUGCUGCAAAGAAGCUUGGGGAUGCUUCCUACUCUUUUGCCAAGGAAGUGGACUGGAACAAUGGCAUUUUCCUGCAGGCCCCUGGCAAGUUUCAGCCCUUGGAAGCUUUGAAAGCCAUUGACAAGAUGAUCGAAAUGGGGGCAGCCGCAGAUCCAAAGCUUUUGAAGGAGGCAGCAGAAGCACAUCACAAGGCCAUCGGGAGCAUCAGCGGGCCAAAUGGUGUGACUUCGCGCGCUGACUGGGAUGCCGUGAAUGCAGCUCUUGGCCGUGUAAUCGCUUCAGUCCCCAAAGCAAAGGUCAUGGCUGUUUACGAUUCAGUGAAAGCCAUCACGGACCCCGGAGUGCCAGCUUACAUGAAGUCCUUGGUGAACGGACCCGAUGCCGAAAAGGCCUACCAAGGAUUCCUGGAAUUCAAGGAUGUUGUUGAAAAGAACCAGGUGGCCACGGCCAGUGCUCCUGCAGUUGUGCCUUCCGGAGACAAAAUUGGUGAAGCUGCAAAAGCGUUGUCCGAUGCAUCCUAUCCUUUCAUCAAGGACAUCGAUUGGCUGUCGGACGUUUACCUGAAGCCGCUGCCCGGCAAGACUGCCCCAGAGACGCUGCAAGCCAUUGACAAGAUGAUUGUGAUGGGCGCCAAGAUGGAUGGCAACCUCUUGAAGGCAGCAGCAGAGGCACACCACAAGGCCAUUGGCAGCAUUGAUGCCACUGGUGUGACGUCCGCGGCCGACUACGAAGCUGUGAAUGCAGCCAUUGGACGCUUGGUGGCAUCCGUGCCCAAGACUACCGUGAUGGAUGUGUACAAUUCUAUGGCCAAGGUCGUUGAUUCCAGCGUCCCCAACAACAUGUUCUCGAAGGUGAAUCCAUUGGAUGCAGUGGCUGCUGCCAAGGGUUUUUACACCUUCAAAGAUGUUGUGGAGGCUUCCCAGCGCUGAAGGUAGAGACCAUCAGCAUGAAUCGUGAAGAUUCGACGUUGCUUUAACAUGCUUUAACAGAACACUUUUUAUAAAUGUAUAGAUGUAUAGUCAAUAGUUACAGACAUCUGUACUAGUCUCUUGAUGAGGCGGGAACCUCUGGAGCAAGUGAAAAAACACACUUGCCGGGCGUACAUCUGAUGACUUAGCAUGCUCCGUGCUUUCAUGGACAGAUACACAAUUCAAAUCCCACGAACAGCUUUGGGCACUGAUUCUUGUGUUUUGGGGAUCUGAAGAUAUGGAUUUGUCUGAAAACAAGGUAACCCUAAAUCCACUGGAUUCCACUGGUUUA
Cladocopium goreaui is the source of this 1488-nucleotide messenger RNA. The record is from the annotation of a GenBank genome assembly. Lineage: Eukaryota; Dinophyceae; Suessiales; Symbiodiniaceae.